UUUUGACGAAAAGUAACAGCUGCCAAAAAGGCAUUUUUACUUCUUACAUGUUCACUACUUGCUCGACUUGCUCAUUAAUUCCUUGAUAUGAUUUGCUUUUAAGCAUAUAAGAAAUGUUUUAAAGAUCCAAUUCAAACUUAAGAAGUUUUAAUUUCAAAGUGGUCAGAAUGCUGCUCAGCAAAAUCUAUGUACCAGUCCAAAAGGGAUUGUUCACAAGAUGUUUCUCGUUGAGUCGCGGCAACCAGAACCACAGCUGGCCGAUCCCGGAUUACGGACCGAUGGAGGUGAUGAGGUCGGACCUCAUGAACGGUUGCAAGGUUGCGUCUGCGAAGUCGCUGGGAGCUCAGAUUGCCGCCUGCACUAUCAUGUAUCAGGCAGGUUCCCGCUACGAGAGCGACGCCACCAUCGGCGCGAGUCACUUCGUGCGCGCCAUGUCUUCUGCGUCGGGCUGCGGACACAGCUCGUACAUCAAGCACCGGCGCUUGCAACAGAGCGGCGGGUUCCUCACCUGCACCGCCGACAGGCAGUCCGUAGCGUUCACACUCCGCUGCCCUGUCACCACCUUCCCAGAUCUUAAGAGCUACUUGCUGGACACCGCAGCCAGAUGCUGUUACCACCAAUGGGAGCUGGAUGAUUGUAAAAGCCUCGUCGAAGACGACCUGACUAGGAUCACGCCGGAGCAAAUGGUGAUGGACCUCAUCCAGAAAGCGUCUUUCAACGGACCUCUGGCCAACUCGGUAUUCUGCCCGAAGGAGAGAAUAGACGGGAUGAGCAAGGAGUCUAUGCUGACGUUUGUGAACUCCAACUUUAAGCCGGUCAGAUGCACCGUGGGCAGUACCGGUGUGCGAUUUGAAGAUGCUCUGAAAAUGGCCGAAAUGAUCGAUCUAAACCGGGUUCGCCAAGCUGACCCUUGCACGGCGCGCUCUAAUCCGAAGUCAGGAUACGAGUACCACGAUCUGGGCCCCGGUAGAGACACGUGGAUCGCACUCGCCAUACCCGGCUGCGGUAGCUGCGACCUCGCCUGCCUCCUGAAGCACGCCAUAAUAGCGGAAGCGUGUGGGACAGGCGCCGUGGCGACGGGUCAGCACCGUGAGGAUCGCGCGCCCCACGGCCCGCUCGGCACCAUGGCCGGUGGCGAUGUCUACACGGAAUAUAGGGCCUUCAAUGUGUCAUACUUUGACAUAGGCAUAUUCGGUAUAGUAGCGAAAACUCGCGCGUGUACAGCGAAGCAGGUAGCUCGGAACGCUGCAGAGUUUCUGUCUAAUGUCGGUGAUUUGAAUUUCCAACAGAUCGCGACAGGAAAGAAGAGGCUGAAGUUAAGCCUGGCGAUCAACGACGGAGACAGCGUGAAAGUGUCAGAAGGACUGGCCUUGCAGAUAGCGAACGGAUUGCAGUUCGACAGCGCCAAGAACUCUAUGGCGCUCGUUGAUCUAAUACCGCCCGACGAGGUUGUUGCCACCGCUCGAACACUAUCAAGCAAAAGUUCUGCUAUGUCAAUGGCGGUUGUCGGUGAUAUAGGAGCAGUACCCAUGGGCACGGAGUUGUUAUAAUUUAAUUGGUUGUAUUGAUUUGUAAAAGAAUUUUUACUAUAAAUUAUGUUUCAUAAUGAGUAUUUUAUUGAUAUUUGG
Molecule: messenger RNA, 1628 nt
Organism: Chilo suppressalis (striped riceborer)
Lineage: Eukaryota; Metazoa; Arthropoda; Insecta; Lepidoptera; Crambidae
Source: the annotation of a GenBank genome assembly